This is a messenger RNA of Melanotaenia boesemani (Boeseman's rainbowfish), 2454 nucleotides long. RefSeq names its product ferric-chelate reductase 1-like. Gene Ontology annotation, molecular function: oxidoreductase activity, acting on metal ions. Lineage: Eukaryota; Metazoa; Chordata; Actinopteri; Atheriniformes; Melanotaeniidae. The transcript has 14 exons. The coding region runs from base 209 to 1462 and encodes 417 amino acids. The record is from RefSeq and is a predicted model, not a curated record.
AGAGGGAGCGUGUAUUUCUUAUAAGACAUUUUUCUGGUUUCUUCUACUUUUCUUAUAGAAGGGAGCAAUUAUCAGUUGUCUUACUGAGAGUGCCAGGUUUUUAGCAAGGCCAAUUUUGGUUCAUGGUAUUGCAUUUACAAUCUAAUUAAGUUGCUGUGAACUCUUCAAACGUAUUUGUGAUCUGGUUUGAAUUUAAACAAAAAAUUAAAUGUUACAAUCAAAGAUGUGGUUGUGGAUUUUGAUCAGCUUUAAAAUGGUCUCAGAGCUGGAAGGAUAUGCAAAUGGUAAUAUCGCAGGUUCAUGUGGAUCAAUGUUACCAAAUCAUCCUGGGUUUGGUCCUGAGACGUCUAAACCCCCUUUUAUGAUUACUUGCCAAAAUUGCAACAGUUCUGAAGACCCCAUAACAGUUACACUAAAGAGCAACAACUACAACAAGUUUGCGGGAUUCAUGCUGGAGGCUCGUAAUGCUAGUUUGAAUGGUGAUGGUCCUGCUAUUGGGAAGUUUAUUGUACUUGACAGAGGAAAUACUAAGCUCCUGACAUGUAAUGGUCCAGAUUCGGCAGUUAGUCACAACCACAACAGGGAUAAGACUUCUGUCAGUUUUAACUGGACUGCACAGGGAGCAGAUUGCAACAUCAUCUUCAGGGCCACAGUUGUUGAGGGUUAUGCAGUCUAUUGGGUUCGUGUGGAACACCCUCAUUAUAGACCUACACCCACUCCAGAGCCAACAACUCCAGAGCCAACAACUUCGGAGUCACCAACUUCGGAGUCACCAUCUCGCAAUUUUCAAAAGAAUGAGAAUAUUGGCUUAAUGAUGAUGUGUGUGGAGAAUCUUGUGGAAGCGGUGACACGGACUAUGGCUCAAUGUUUCAGCAGAUUCAAAUUUCAUCAAAAUAAGGCUUUGAUGGCAUUCUGCAAAGCAGCCUGUGCUAUACUUGCCGUAUUGUCUUUGGUCUUUUUUGUCAUGGUCGAUCAUUAUAAAGUCGCUCUCAUUGCUCUUGUGAGUGUGGUGAUUGUGAUCAUUUUCAUAGAGCUGGUACUUUUAUUACUGCCAUUGGGACCCAGUCAUGAACUGAAGGAUAUCUGUGACCUUGCUCACCAAGCCUGUUGCAUAAUCCACCACGUUUUCACUAUUGCUGUCAUCCUUCUUGGAGUUGUCAACUGCGUUAGCCUCUGCGAAGACAAACAGAAAGUAUAUUGGCUUCUUAUAGUACUGAUAGCGUACACAGUAUGGAUUCUUUUGAAUGAAAUCUGGGUCUCUGAACGCAAUGUUCGAAAAAAAAAGAAACUGCACAAAAAUAGAAGAGAGAGGUCAGAAGAUGACCAACAUGAGCCACGAGGCAUGAAGGAAAAUCUCUGUGCAGUCAAAAUGGAUGUUAUCAUCGCAGUAAUCUUCAUUAUUGGAAACUUGCUCUUUACUGCAGCUGUCAUUCCUGGACUAUUUCAGUGUCAGUUCAAUUAGGUCUGUGCAGCGACCUGUGUAAAAACAUAUCAGUGUAUUUCAGAAUUUCAUUUUUCAAUUUUACAUAUCCUUGUGUCCUACUGGUUUUGUUUUGUACUUAAUAAGCUUUAUGUGUUUCUGUGUGUAUAGACACUUAAAUUAUAACAUAUCAACUUUUAAAACUUGAUUAUUUUUCAGUUUUUCUUUUUUCAUUUUCAAAAACAGUAACAAAAGGUGUGUCCCUUUUCAGCUUAGACUCACCCACAGUAUGUUUACAUACUUUCUUGUGCCAGACACAGCCAGCCAUUACCAAGGAAAUGCUAUAAAAGAGUAAUCAUUUUACUGCACAGUAACUGUGUGGAACGUGUUUCUCAGGUGAAAACAAAACCUUGCAACAUCAAUCACGUUAGUAUUUAUGGAAGGUUAGAGGAUGCUUGAAAUGAAGCAGUAGCUGCAGACAGGAAUUCCCCUUUGUGGAUUGUACAACUUCACACAGUAAACUUGGUAUUAGUGCAACAUAUUCUUAAAAACAUCAUGUGAAUAACCGAGUUCUUCAUGUGUACAUACACACUUUAUGUAAAUUACUUUUUUUUUUUUUUUUAAAACACUGUGUGUCUAUCAUUAAUGCCGUCAGUUCUUGAGCAACCUUCAGCUAUUACAUCGAUCAGUUUGAUGAUUCAUCCGUCUGGUAACUUCGGCCAAAUGACUAACGUUGAAAUCAUUUUUAGAUAAUAAACUUGCUGUUGUUUCCUUGUUUCUCCGUUUUGAUUUAUAAUAAUGUAGCUUUAGUUGAGUCCUACAUUUGUUAAUAACUUUCUUUGUGAUUAUCAAAAUCAUUAAAUGAACUUUUGAACCUUUCCCUGCAGCCCUCAUUACCCAAAGUGGCUUCUGUAAAUGAUUGAGCUUCUGUGUAAACAUGUAACUUCCUGGUUGAACUGUAAUCUCUUACUAACAAAAGCACAUCUACCAUUUCCCACUAUAAAAAAAUGGAAAUUGUUUUUUGUUGUUUUUUA